Molecule: messenger RNA, 402 nt
Organism: Propithecus coquereli (Coquerel's sifaka)
Lineage: Eukaryota; Metazoa; Chordata; Mammalia; Primates; Indriidae
Product: chromosome unknown open reading frame, human C20orf197
Source: RefSeq, a predicted model, not a curated record
AUGGGCGUAGCCACACUCUGCAGGUUGAUAAAAUGUGCUCACUCACGUCAACAUUUCAAACAACACAAAGGAUACAGUGUCAAAUUAGGGACUGGCCCUACUCUCAGCCCCCAAUUCCAUAUUUUUCUAGAUAUUUUGCACAUGCUCCAGCCCACACUGUUCCGUGAUACGGAAUACUCCAGAGAUACUAAGAAACAGAGACUUCUAGAGUCAAGAGAGCUGGGAAACUCUUGGACAGUCACAAUGUGCAUCCGUGUAUUAAAGGCUCUGGGAAGUUCUGCACCAAAUAAACCCUUUUGGCUUGAUUCAGUCCUGGGUUUUCAAAACCUGCUUGCCCAUGGCACACCUUAUUCCAUCCUCUGCUUCCCUUGCACUGGGAUGAAGCCAGUGCCCUCGGGGUGA